AGUGCGCAGAGGACGCGGCGCAGCCAUGUACCGGCUCCUGGGCGUGGGCCUGGCGCGCGGCCUCCUGCGGGCGGCUGGGCGGCAGCGCGGGGGUCGCCCGGCGCGCCUGCCGCCGGGGCCGGUGCGGAGUCGGGUGGACGUGCCGCCGCGCCUAGGGGUGCCGCGCGGCCGGGGUCCGGGGCUGCUGCCGCUGUUGGCAGCGCUCGCCUGGUCCUCGAGGCCCGCCGCGGCGGAGCGGGAGCGAGAGCGAGAGCGGCGGGGCGAGGGCGAAGCAGCGGCCGAGGACGCGGCGGCCGAGGCGGAGGCCGAGAUCAUCCAGCUGCUGAAGCGAGCCAAGUUGUGCAUCAUGAAAGAUGAGCUAGAAGAGGCGGAGCUAAUUUUGCACGACGCCCUUCGUCUUGCUUUUAAGAGUGAUAACAAGAAGGCCAUCACUUACACUUACGAUUUGAUGGCCAAUGUAGCAUUUAUACGGGGGCAGCUUGAAAAUGCAGAAAAACUUUUUAAAGCCACAAUGAGUUACCUGCUUGGAGGGGGCCUGCAGCAGGAAGACAAUGCAAUAAUUGAAAUCUCUCUGAAGCUGGCCAGUAUUUAUGCCGCUCAGAAUAGGCAGGAAUUGGCUCUUGCUGGCUAUGAAUUCUGCAUUUCGACUCUGGAGGAAAAAAUUGAAAGAGAAAAGGAGCUAGCAGAAGACAUUUUGUCAGCCGAGGAGAAAGCCAAUACCCACCUCCUCUUGGGUAUGUGCUUAGACAGCUGUGCCCGCUACCUUCUCUUCUCCGAGCAGCCGUCACGGGCACAAGGCAUGUACGAGAGGGCUGUGCGGAUUUCCGAGGAGAUCCUAGGAGACCACCACCCACAGACCGUCGUGCUGCUGAGUGACCUGGCCACCACCCUGGACGCGCAGGGCCGCUUUGACGAGGCCUACGCGUGCGCGCAGAGGGCGGCAGAGCUGGCGAGGCGGGGGGAGCACCCCGAGCUCCACGUGCUGCUGCGGAACCUGGCCGCCAUCCUCACGCACAGAGAACAAUAUGCACAAGCAAAAGCCGUCUACCAGGAAGCGCUGCAGCGAGCAGAGCGGAAGAGAGACGAGGUCUCCGUACAGCACAUUCGGGAGGAGCUGGCCGAGCUAUCGCGGAAAAGGAGCCCUCCGGCCUAAGCGGAGCCCGCUCUGGGCCCCUCCUUGGUGUGGGGCGUCUCUAGGAACCGCGAUCGUCCCGUCUCGGGUGCUCGAAGCUUUUGUCCUUAAGCUCCCUCAACUGAGCCUCGGUGGAGCGGGCCGUCCACGCGGCCGCACGUGCUUUCCGCGGCAACCGGUUGCGCGGGGCUGCCUCGCUGCCCGGGUGGAGCGAGGUUCCGGGAGGCCGGCCCCCUCGGGCUGGGUGCGCCUCAGGCAGGCAGUGCCUCCGGAAGGUUUGGGUCAAUCAGCGUGCUGCCCUCCCUUCUCUGACGUGUCGGUACCUGGCAGACCAGAGCCGCCUGUCUCAUGCCAGACGGUGAGUUACUCUUUCCUGUCAUCUGUCCCGUGAAGCCAGCGUGGGUCUAACGCCUCAAGGAGGAAAAGUGCUAGUACCUUGGCUUUGCCCCCGAGCUUGCUGUUUUAAAGUGGGCAUCAGGCACUUGGCAGGCUAGCGCCCACUCCGCAUGAAGAAACUGAAUGGUGUGGCUUUGGACGGCUCUGGCCAUGUGCGACAGCGUCCCGCUGCCUGUGGCCUGCUCCGCGCCCAGGUCAGGGAAGGGCCAUCGCGUGCCCUACCUGAGGGCGGCUCCGCUGGUCCCCUGGCAGAACUGCUGACCUCGACUUUGGGAGUUGGGGCUCGUGUCCUCCUGUGUGAGGCAGGGGACGGAUGAGGCUAGCCCUGGGAGUGGACUUGGCUGGUGACCUGACGGGACCGGGUCACCUCGGGCUGUGUGACACCUGUCAACACAGGACAUGGGGCCUGUCGUCACGCCAGCAGCCUGCCCAGGAGCCUGGAAGGAACGGGGCGUGCUGCCGGGCUCCUAAUGAACCUGAGACGCCACCCCAGCACUGCACAGGAGCCGGCUCUGCGUGGCCCACGGAAGGGACCUUCCUGCAGCUGCUCCCGCUUGGCUCCCCAGUCCGCUCCUUUACCCCCCCCUCGAGUCUGAGCUGCAGACUGGGCGUUGAUGGGUGAUUUAAGAAAACUCGACUACUCACCUUCCACACUGAAAACGUUUUUACCUUUUCACCGUGAGAGCCGUUACUGAAAGUGAGGUUUUUGGCACCCCAAGUUUUACUGAGGAAUGUCCAGCCCUCCCCCCCGGUCCCGCCGCUGGGGGCCCCGCCCCGGAGGAGGGGUUCUCUGGGCGGCUGUCGUCAUGACCGCCCCCUGGGCUGCUGUGAAACCAGGCUGCGCCACAGGAAGCCUUUCGUGACUGGCCUGCAUUCAAAGGUGACCUGUUGCACUGGCGUGAUCAGAGCAUGAGAAUUUUAAGAUGGAAUCGCCCAGCUUACCCCAGUUCAAGCACCUUGAAUCUUCCAGUCAUAAGCGUGGUGGAAACUGGCCGUCAGAAUACUCCCGUGGUCAGCAGGCAGGCCUUAACUUAGCGCUCCGGAUGCUGGAGAAAGUCACGCGUCAGGCUGCGGCUUCCAAGCACUGGGGCUCGGCCUGCGGCGGACGCAGCCCGGCCCCCGUCCCGCUCAGGGCUGUGCUUGGUCUCCCAGCUGCGCAGAGCCAAGGCCACCACCUCCUGGGCGGUCCGCCCCGCAGGUGUGCCCGGCAAACGCUGCCCUGCCGCUUUUCUCAUCCUCGACAGGGCCCUUGUCUCCUGUGCCGGCGGGAGGGGUGGAGGGAGCCCAGGCGCGUUGGGAGGGGGGCGUGUGGUUACCCGCCGCCCCCUUUGGGGUCCCCAAGUGGAGCUGCAGCGGUGAGGGGCAGGGCUCUGUUCUGACAUGUUCUCGAGAACUAGUCAUAGGAAGGUACCAGCAUCAUCUCUUUGGGACAGUUGACAAUAUAAAUUAUUAAAGUCCAAAAACUGCUGAGCAGAUAA
Molecule: messenger RNA, 3006 nt
Organism: Sus scrofa (pig)
Lineage: Eukaryota; Metazoa; Chordata; Mammalia; Artiodactyla; Suidae
Gene: TTC19
Product: tetratricopeptide repeat domain 19
Biological process (GO): mitochondrial respiratory chain complex III assembly
Cellular component (GO): mitochondrial inner membrane
Molecular function (GO): protein binding
Source: RefSeq, a predicted model, not a curated record